ACACACGAGAGAGUCCCGAGUGGGCCACACGAGGGACACAAAUACACAUGCAGCAGUGAGUUUAUUUCACUCUCACGGCGGUGGCAUCAAGUGCCUGUUGGGGGCUUGCCUGUUGUGUGCUCUUACGCCGCGAUUGGAGAUGUGCGAACGACACGUCCCACGGACAGAACUACGAGAGAGAGAGCGGAUAUGGGCCUUCUGGACGAAGACGACGGCGUGGACGCGGAUGAUGAGAUGCACAUGACAUGGAGGUGCGGAUGCACAUUCGUGGAGUUCUGA
Ectocarpus sp. CCAP 1310/34 is the source of this 279-nucleotide messenger RNA. Lineage: Eukaryota; Phaeophyceae; Ectocarpales; Ectocarpaceae. The record is from the annotation of a GenBank genome assembly.